Messenger RNA from Erpetoichthys calabaricus (reedfish), 3923 nucleotides. It is a transcript of the gene dclre1a, whose product is annotated as DNA cross-link repair 1A (PSO2 homolog, S. cerevisiae). Gene Ontology annotation, molecular function: damaged DNA binding; 5'-3' DNA exonuclease activity. Lineage: Eukaryota; Metazoa; Chordata; Cladistia; Polypteriformes; Polypteridae. The coding region runs from base 532 to 3477 and encodes 981 amino acids. The transcript is spliced from 9 exons. Gene Ontology annotation, biological process: double-strand break repair via nonhomologous end joining; interstrand cross-link repair; protection from non-homologous end joining at telomere. The record is from RefSeq and is a predicted model, not a curated record.
AAUAACUGUUCAGUCGGUGGCGGUAAGUGUGGAGCGGACAAAAAGGAAGGCUGAGCCCGAAAAAUUAAUAUUCCGAUGGCAAUAGCAGAGUUCUCAUUUUAAUUUGAUCGUGGCUAUUUAAACGGAAAUAUAUUGUAAGUGUUAAAUGAAAUGAAACGUCAUUCUGUAUUCAAUAUCUUCCAAUUUGUCAUGUAGUUUUAAAUGUUCACGGCAGUUAUUUUGUAAUAUUAGUUUAUUUUUCAGAACAUUUGUGGCACGAUGCAGAAAUUACGUUUUAAACGACAAAUAAUAGCGGCCAUUGUUAUGUUCUAUAAAUAUGUUCCUAUUUAUAUGAUCGUUAUUACGUGAUGCUUUCACAAUAUACUGUCUAUUCUGUAUACACAUGUAUAUGCGCUUUCACACAGUCCUAGGAAGCGUGUCGCUUCAUUGUUGGUCUUAUUUACUACUUGUAAAAUAAUUUAAAACAUUUAGAUGGCUCCUGUGCUGUAACAGUUGUAAACCUACCUGUGAGCCUACCGACUCGAAAGUAUAAUGAACUAUCCAGAAGAUGUAAUGGACAGUGCAGAAGAUGAAAUUUGGAAUUAUAAAUCAAAGCGAAAACUAAAAAGUGGAAACGGCAAAGUCAUUGAAAAAUGUACAUUAGUCCCGAACAGGAAAGAGAAAAAUCCAGAUAUAAGUUCUAAAAAAUAUGAUAAUGUUCGCGUAGCACAGAAAUUAUCUAAAGGUGCGAGUUCCCAAAUUAGUAUUUCUACUUCGUGCGAUAAUGAAGGCCAAGUCGACCCCCAGUUCGCAGAUCGAUGGACCUCACCCAGUGAACCAGGUGGGCAUUCAGCAAAUGUUCAAGAGGAGCAGACAUUCAGAUCUUCCAAAACAGUUUAUGAAGGUUUUUGUCCCAGCUGUCAGGUGCCAUUUUCGGUUCUUUCUGUUCAGACACCCGAGUGGCAUGUAGCAGAAUGUUUGGAAAAUCCUGUUCAUGAAAACGUUAACGAAUGUCCAGAUGGUUUAAAGUGCACUUCCACUGUGCCAGAUCAUUUUAGAAGAUACACACAUUUCCAGCUGGCUCAUAGCAGAGCUGCAGGUGACAAAACCAGCUUUGUCUUUGAAAGUCUGCAAGAAAGCUUGGCCUCCACUUCUAGCUGCAGUAGCCAGAGUAUUAAUGACAGCCCUUUGAAGAAAGAAGCCAUUCUAAAACGUAAUGACAUCACCACAAGCAUUAAAUCAAAUGCAUUGUUACUCUUAAGAUCGCCUUCUAAAUUAGACAUCAAGAAAAAGGCAAAGAAAAAUUCAUCUCCUAGAGCGUUUAAGAAAAGAACAACCAAACUGGUCGACAAUUGUGAUUUAAUUGGCUCUCAGGGAAGUGGUGUGUCACAGCUAAGCCAAAAUCACAGUCAACCAAAUGAAUCAUCAGGGCCUGAUUGUCACAAUUUACUUAUUAAACCAGGUAAUAGUUCAUUGCAGACAGAAGAUGACAUCUCAUACUCACCACUCUGCAGUGAUGCUGAAGAACAAUUAUCAGAGCAAAGCUCAAAAGGGCUGCCCUUUGUCAAAAGCAAUACUGCUACUAUUAAGAAGAAUUUUCUUGACAUUCAAGAUAUAAAUUCAGCCAGUGACCAACACUGUCAGAUAAGCAACUCGCAAAGUGAUAGCAGUGCACCAGAUUUAUGGAAUGAAGACUUAAGUGAUGACCUCUUUUUGGACUAUAUUACUCAAUCUCCACUGGAAGGCAUUGAUAGCAGUAAGGCAAUUAACGCUGAUUGUGCUGGUGGCUUCACUCAGUCAGGCCAGACAAAUCCUGCAUCCCAAUAUAAUGAACACAUUAAAGAAGAGGCCUGGCCACCCACGUUUAUUUUACCAGCAAGUGCAUUCCUAACAAGCAGUCCUGUUUGUUCUGAACUGAAAACCAGGAUUGCAGGAAAUUUGUCAUGUGUUAAAAAACAAGCCGUGGGUCAAAUCCCAUCUCCCCAGAGUCUAAUCUUAGAACAAUUAAGGGACCAUUUAGGACAACCAAGUGAAAGGAACAGUAGCAGCUCUGCUUCAGUAGUAAAACAAACUCUAUUACUUGAAAAAUCCAUGGCAGAAAAUGCAGUUUCUGCUAAGUCUUCAUCAAACAUUUCCAAGAAGCCUUCUCUUUCUGCCAGAGGCCUUAAGCAGACAGACAUUGGAGUUUUCUUUGGGUUAAAACCUCUAAAGGAAAAAGCAACAAAAAUGCCAGAGGAAAAUCCUGUUUUAAUAAGUAAGAGUAGUUGUUUGGGAAGCAAGCUAAAACCAAGGAAAAGAAAAUCUUCCACUCAAGAGGAAAAACUGUUAACAACCAAAGAAUAUAGGAGUACUGGUUCACAGUCUGUCCAAAAAAAUGAAGGCCAGCUCGACAAAAGGAAGAGGUUUAAGAGAGGAGUCCAAGAAACGGCAGGCAGUGAAGUUGCUGCUCUUGGCAAGCGGUGUCCUUUCUACAAAAAAAUUCCUGGAACUACGUUUGUUGUAGAUGCAUUUCGGUAUGGGGUUAUUGAAGGGUGUACUGGAUACUUCCUAACUCAUUUUCAUUCAGACCACUAUGAUGGUCUCAAGAAGAGUUUCCAGUGUCCUAUUUAUUGUAACAAAAUUACAGGCAAUUUGGUGAAAAGCAAGCUUCGAGUACAUGAGCAGUAUGUGAACAUCCUGCCUAUGAAUGUAGAAUGCAGUGUGGAUGGAGUCAAGGUUGUACUGCUUGAUGCCAAUCAUUGCCCCGGAGCAGCAAUGUUGUUUUUCCAUUUGCCAAACGGAACAACUGUGUUACACACUGGUGAUUUCAGGGCAGACCCUUCAAUGGAAAAAGACCCUGUGUUAAUGAACACCAAAGUACAAACUCUGUACCUGGAUACGACGUACUGCAGUCCUGAGUACACUUUUCCAACUCAACAGGAGGCCAUUAAUUUUGCUGCUACAGUUGCUUUUGAAACAUUAACCCUCAACCCAAAAACCCUUGUGGUUUGUGGAACAUACUCAGUUGGGAAAGAGAAGAUAUUCUUGGCGGUGGCAGAUGUUCUAGGAUGUAAAGUUUGCAUGUCUCGGGACAAGUACAACACCAUGCGUUGUCUUGAGUUAGACAGAAUUCAAGAAAAGAUCACGAUGGAUUGGAAUUCCACACAGCUGCAUUUGUUGCCAAUGAUGAGAAUCAAUUUCAGAGAUCUGUAUACGCAUUUAAAUAAGUUCUUGGGCAAAUAUGACAAAAUCUUGGCAUUUAAACCUACUGGUUGGACAUAUUCUGGUGUAAGUAAUUCAGUGGCAGACAUCAGGCCAGAUGUCAAAGGAAAUAUAACUAUUUAUGGCAUUCCCUACAGUGAACACAGUAGUUACCUGGAAAUGAAGCGCUUUGUUCAGUGGCUGGGGCCAAAAAGAAUCAUUCCAACUGUAAAUGUGGGGAAUUGGAAAGAAAGAAAGGCGAUGGAGAAUAUUUUCAGUGAAUGGACGCUUGAAGCAGAGAGUAGAUUAAAGAAAUAAACAAACACUGCCGAUGAUCUACAGCCUUCAUAUUUAAUACAGUUGCUCAUUCACAACCCUGUGAAACUGGUCACUUCAGUUUACCAGUGUGCCAAGGUGCUGUUUCAAAAAGAAAGCCACAACAUUUGAAUUUUGGCUUCUGUAACACUUAACAUUAGAUGCGUACUUUUUUCAAGAAAUUAAAUUUUUUUUUUUUUUUUUUUGCUAGUGAAAUACAGAACUUUGUAUUUUCGAUGGGACCUUGCAGUUUUAUUACACUACAAACACCCAAGUUGAGAGCAAAAUUAAUGUUUUGACAGAAACUUUUUGCCCUACUUAGAAUGGUUAUUUUACUAAUAUUCAAAAAUGAAUCUCUCAUUUUAAGAGUCUAUCUGAAAGUUUGUCCAAAUUGAAUGUAUUUAAUAAUGUAAACUAUUUCUUAUAAUAAAAUAUGUAUUUAUUUAAAA